AUGGUUUCCCAAGCUCAAAUCGUCGAUCGCGCGACGCCAAACCAAAGCGCUCCCUCCGUUGUAUCGCGUCCCUCGCAUUCCGGUCGCCGCCAUCGAUCCGGUCGUUCCCAUCAUGGGGGUGGCUCAUUGUCUAUGUCCUCCUCCAACGACUUCCCGAUCUUCACAUAUACCGGCGACACGGAGAUCGCGAUCCGUACGGGUUCGCAAGAAAGACGAUAUCUAGUGCACCGCUUGAUCUUAGCGCAAUGUUCGGGUUUCUUCGAGGCAAGCACAAAUGAGGAAUGGACGGGUCAGAAUACACCGGGUCCCGCGAAACCAGAUGGGACAUUGUCUCGGGUGAGUGAGGAGGACUCAUUCUCGAACGGGUCAACACUGGCGCAGUCCGAUCAUAGUGGAAUUCCUACACGCUCUGGCGAAAAGCAACAACGCUGGAGAUAUGAAUUGGAUUGGGAGAAUCGGUUAGAGGAAGAGGAGCCUAUUCUCGUUCAAAAGCAACCUACCUAUGCCCCCAUGUUGAGCAGCGGUGACCAAACCGCGUUUCCUCCUACGAGAUCCAAGCCAUCUAACGCUCAGGCGGGCUACUUCCGCUCCAUGGCGAACUUGGUCGGAAUGCAGUCGGUGGCUCACCUUCCUCUUCCUGAAAAUGGAGAUCGCAGUAAAGUCGAUCCCCUGAUUCGCGACUACGACAACCUCUUCCGCUUGUUCUACAACCAUGCGCCAGUACUGAAUAGCGUCAAUAUCGCUACCGCCUAUACAGAAUGCAAGUCUCUCCUCGCCUUAGCGGAUAUGUACGAUGCACUGCCAGUGACUGGACCCCGCGUGGACCAUCAUCUUCUCGGAUUUGGCUCGCGGCUCUUCAAGCAGAUUGCCAAGUAUCCUCCAAGUUAUCUCAAACUGGGUUACCUUGCCCGCAGCCGGGUGAUAUUCUCCGAAGCCCUGAUCCAUGUCGUCGGCCAAUGGCCCGCCGCCCUGCCGAAUCUACGAAAUGGUACAUACGCCGCUCUACCAGAUUCUGUGUUCGAUCUGAUUGAAGAUAAAUACGAAGAUCUAGAAGACCUGAAAGCCCGUGUGGAAUCUAAACUCUUCCGUCUUUCUCUGACCACCUCUCGUGGUGAGCGUGUCGGCCCCAACAACGCAUAUCUAGACUGGUUAGCCGUCUCUUUAUUCCGUCAAUGGCUCAUUGAAAGCACUACACCUCCACCUGCACCCAUUCUAAAGAACUCUUCUACCCCCGCACCACAGACAGGCGGGCCAGGAUCCCAGACUAGCUCCUCAAGGCCCGCUGUCCAGCCUGAUCCUGCUGCCCGUGUAUACAAAUUGAUUGGAUCCUCCUCUUCCCAGUCAUAUCUGCCUCAUGAUGAAUUGAAACGGUUUCUCAAGAUCCACCCGACGCAAUCUGCAGAUGUCUUAUAUACCCGGGAGACGUUCAAACGAUUUGAGCGCAAAAUGGACGAGAUUAAGCGGCUGGCCCGUGAAAUCGUCAAGCCACUCAUGCGAAACUUCCUUGAGCUGGAACUUAAAAGUGGCGCUGAGCAGACAAGCAUCACACUGCCCUCACCUGAAAGUGCUUCUAGCGCGGGUCUUCCCUAUCUAACCUGCACUCGAGUUGAAGAGGCCGAUUUGCCAUGGAGUUAG
Penicillium angulare is the source of this 1635-nucleotide messenger RNA. RefSeq lists its product as uncharacterized. The record is from RefSeq and is a predicted model, not a curated record. Lineage: Eukaryota; Fungi; Ascomycota; Eurotiomycetes; Eurotiales; Aspergillaceae. The transcript has 2 exons. The coding region runs from base 1 to 1635 and encodes 544 amino acids.